AUGCCAGAGAACAGUAGUUUCAUGGGUUCCGCAGCCGAGUCUAUCGAGGGCAAGACCGGCUCUGGCUCUCUUGUCGCAUCUUCCGAGUCCGACGGAUGGCACCAUGGUCGCAGCGUUUGGGGGGAAAACACAAACAUCUCGCGAGUUCGCUCUGGGGUCUCGCCCCCCAGGAAGCGAUCUCUCGCCCACCCCGAGUCCACACAACCAUAUGCAGACAAGGCUCCUUUGUUCCCUACCUCGCGAUCGAGCGUGGGCGGCCAAUCCUUCGGAACCAAAUCGACCAAACCUUUACUCGACCCCACGUCCAUGAAUUUCACGUCUUCUCGCAGGAUCGAUCCUCUGAACACCACCAACUUCUCUUCGUUUGGCUUCAACCAGGAUGGACCACUGCGCUCGGAAGCUUCCCUGGGGUCAUGGCAUGAUGCAGGUUCGGUCCAUUCUCCUACCGACGAUAGGCGUAGCGUUGCCAAUUCUGAGUACCUGGGCCCGUCAAGCGCUACCCCUUCAAGAAGCGGCAGUCUUCCGCCUUCCAGGCAUGGCAACGAGCCAUUUCAGUUGGGUCAAAAUGUUGAAACCUACGCGAGAUAUGCACAGCCAGGCCAACGCCAAACCUCUUCUUUCUCCGUUGCGAACAAUCGAGCUUUCCAGGAACGUAGUGGCUCUAUCCAAAGCGAGUCGCUGAAUCUUGGCCAUCUCAGUCUGGAACAAGAUGCUGUUUCUGGAGCCAUGUCCCACAGACCGUCCAUGAGCAUCAACACAUUCCCACCAAACUUCGCCCCUGCACUGAACGACGCUACUCUAGCACGCGACCCAUACGAUUCACAAGCCUUUGAAAGACCCAAUGGCUACGCACAAUCUGGUACAUACACGCCUGACAGUUUCACCAACGGCAACGGCCACCUUGGCGGUCCCAACUCUCUCUUUAGGCCUGUUCAGUUCGACAGCCACAGCGCGCCCAAUGGCACGGGUGUGCACCAAAGCCCUCUCCACACGCACUCGCAUACGCCUCCGAUCUUUGACCAUCUUUACCCCUCUCGCGCAGACAACCCUUUCUCGUUGAACAGCAACAACAUUGCGCUAGUGAACCAAAGGCUGGCAGGGCACAAGAUACAGCAGCAAGAUAAUCGACGCAAUCAUCUGUACCAGAACCAACAGGUGCACCCGCAACAACUGCAGCAGCUUAUUGCGGCUAAUCACCUACAGACGAACCAGCUACGCGGUUCUUAUCCAUACAACCAAUUGCCAGUAUCUAGCCCACUGUCCAUGCCCAACAACAUGCAUCCCAUUGCGCAGCCACUCCACGGGGUCAUACCCAUCGAGGCGCCCAGAGCACCAAGAGAUCACAGCAACCCGCCUGAUCUAGCGACAAUGAGCUCCUGUUUGUACAACUUCAAGAAUGCCAGCAAAAUCAACAAGAAAUUCGAACUUAAGGACAUAUAUGGCAACGUCGUUGAAUUCAGUGGUGACCAACACGGAUCCCGGUUCAUCCAGCAGAAGCUCGAAGGCGCCAAUAGUGACGAGAAGGACAAGAUCUUCCGCGAGAUCCAAGAGAACUGCCUGCAGCUUAUGCAAGACGUUUUCGGCAACUACGUGAUUCAAAAGUUUUUUGAGCACGGCGACCAAACGCAGAAGAAAUUCCUUGCCAAUCGAAUGAUGGGCAACAUAUUGCACCUUUCCAACGGCAUGUAUGGGUGCCGAGUCGUUCAAAAGGCCUUGGAGUACGUUCUCGUUGAGCAACAGGCGGCAAUGGUGAAAGAGCUGGAAAAGGAUGUCCUUAGAUGUGUGAGGGACUGCAACGGCAAUCACGUCAUUCAAAAGGUUAUCGACAAAGUACCUCUAGAAUACAUCAGGAAGAUUAUCGAUGCGUUCCGAGGCCAGGUUGGCACUUUAUCGGUCAACACCUAUGGCUGCCGCGUCAUCCAGCGGCUACUGGAGAAGGUUCCAGAGCCAGACCGAAGAUUCAUCCUUACUGAGCUUCACGCCGAAGGUUCCAAGCUCAUUACCGACCAAUAUGGAAACUACGUCUGCCAGCAUAUCAUCGAGCACGGAACACCCGACGAUCGCGCUAAAGCCGUUGGACUUGUCAAGCAAGGAUUGUUGACCUUUUCUAAGCACAAGUUUGCCAGUAACGUUGUUGAGAAGUGUCUCAAGUUCGGCAACAACGAGCAGCGUCGCGAGCUGAUGCUCAAGCUUACAGACAAGAACGAGCGUGGUGACAAUAACUUGCAAACAUUGAUCAAGGACCCGUACGGCAACUACGUAAUCCAGAAAUGCUUGGAGACCGUUAAUCGCAGAGAUUACCAAGAGUUCGUCGCGGUCCUCAAGCCAGAGCUUGAUAAGGCCAAGAAGGUCAUGUCCGGCAAACAAAUCAUCUCGGUGGAAAAGAAAAUGCACCGCAGCGACUUCAACGACGGCCUUGAUAAAAUCACACCAACGCCGCACGCGGUUUCUUCCGACAUCGUGACCGAUGUUCCGCCUACUCCUCCGCUGACGAGCGAAGCGCAAAGCCCCCAGAGCAGCUCGCUUCCGAGCGCCAACGUUUCCACGGUUGACGAACCUGUACACACUUCUCUUCCCAGUAAGAACUUCUCUGCUCCGAUAAACGGCAUCGCCAUUGAAGCGGCCGAAAACGCUUCGUAG
Messenger RNA from Didymosphaeria variabile, 2640 nucleotides. RefSeq names its product mRNA binding protein puf3 (gene PUF3). Gene Ontology annotation, biological process: nuclear-transcribed mRNA catabolic process, deadenylation-dependent decay. Gene Ontology annotation, cellular component: cytoplasm. Bases 1 to 2640 code for a protein of 879 amino acids. The record is from RefSeq and is a predicted model, not a curated record. Gene Ontology annotation, molecular function: mRNA 3'-UTR binding. NCBI's taxonomy places the organism in Eukaryota, Fungi, Ascomycota, Dothideomycetes, Pleosporales, Didymosphaeriaceae. The transcript has 4 exons.